UCCAUAUACGCUCGUGUUUUGUGACUCUCUUCCGAUUCUUGUUAUUCUAACGCCGAAUAAUUAUUUUAUUAUGCAAAUGUACCCACGGGCGAUAUUUCAUUUCGUCGUCGUCGUCGUUGCGUUUAUGUACCACGACGCGCAGUUUCACUCGUAAUACGAUCAUUAUCAAAAGACGUCAGAAUGACGAUGAAAAACAGAAAGUUCGAUACAAUAAACGAAGAAAUCAUUGAUUCUACGGUCAACGAAGAAACCGAGCCGACUUUUACGAGCCAAACGAUCGGUUGCAAUAAAAACGAAUUGUUUCAAGAAUAUCUUUCCGGCAAUUGGCAGACUUUUUUUAAUAAUUGGGACAAAUCCUUCUCCCCGAAAGUGCGAAUUUUGAACGAAUACAGAGUCAUGACGCUCAAGCUGAGAAUACAUUUUGCCGUGCUUCCCGUUCGAGUUGAGCUUUUGCAUCAACACGUCGAUAAUGAAUCGUCCGAGUUCAACAGACACGUGACUCAGAUUUUACGAAAUGGAUCGUUAAUAAAUUUUCAAAGAAAUAGAAAAAGUGAAAGUACCGAAUGGUCCGUGAAAAGUAUGAAACAGCUCGAAGACUACUUAAAUUCCAACGAUGGCCAGAUAUUAUCCAAAGAGCUGGAAAACACGUCGUUGAUAAAAUUCUUUGCUCUUCCGUACAUACUUAAUCCGCACGAAGAUGAGUCGAUAUCGAGUGUUUUCAGUAUCAAGUGGUUGGAAGCGUUGACCAUCGAGUUGGAAAAGUUUCUCGAUAAAUAUUUGCCGAGCGAUUCCGAGUCGGAAAAAUUGUCGAACACAGAGAAUGAGAAAAAAACCUACUCAGUGAAAUCGAUCGAUGGUACGGAAGAAAUUUCGGACGCUUGCCACGGAACAUCGUGCAAUCGAGAUGAUGAUAUGCAUAUGGUAAAUAAAAAACAAGACAUCGAAGGUUGGAUUGCUCAACAGCAACUCAUUUCCGCUGUCGAUGAUAAAAGCUUUAGCACGAAAAGUUCGCAAACCUACAUCAGCGGCCUUGAAUCUAGCACGAUGAUCUCGAAAAUCGAUACAAGCGAUGAAGUAGCUGAAACUGACAAAAAAUUAGCCGCCAAUAAUGAGCUGAACUCGAUCAAAUCAAAAUUAUUCGAAGUUUACAAACAUUACAAGAAGCUGAAAGUGAAGUUUCAUAAACUUCACGAAGAUUACCAAAAACUCAAUGAAGUAGCGGAGGUCUUGACUAUUGCCCUGGAAAACUCAGUCAAAGGUCAACCGGUAAAACUGGGUACAAUUUUGCAUUCUUGUAUAAAUAUUUUUCCAAACAGAUUUCGCCGGGAUCUACCGGAAAUCGAUUCCGAGGACUCAACGAUCGAUUUGAAAUAUUUACCUGUAUCUGUGCCAUCUGAAUCAUUAGACUACAAAAAAAUCAAACUCCAUUUGAAAAGUAGCAACGUCCGAACGAAAUUACUACUACUUCAAGCUCUACGACAAAAAAUCACGCUCAGUCCGCCCGAGGAUCGGGACGUCAUCGUUCUGAAUUAUAUGAAUAACGAUCUAUUAGGUUUGUUCGGAGAUGUUUCUUUGGGAAUUUUCGAAGAGAACAUUCUACGAUUCAUUUUAAAGCCUCUCAAUACGAUUGACAACGCGAGCUAUCUGCAACAGACAACCGCAAGGCUACUGAAUGCACUGGCAUCAUUGAACUCCGGCAGAAAUUAUCUGACCACCAGUCCAAAAGUACUGAAUGCGAUCAUCAAGUACUUGGACAGUCUGUCACUGAACGGCUCGCACGGGGACUCGUGCACCCUGGACAUGCUGCUGGCCACUCUACAGAAGAUGUCACUGCGUAAACAGCAGCGAGUUUACAUGGUCGAGGCAAAUCUGAUCGAGUGGCUGCUGCACCAUUUGGCAUCAACAGCGAGCGCGGACAGCGAUGAUAUUUGCGCGAUAAGCGCCUACAGAUUGGAGUACGCUGCGGCGCUACUGAUGAAUCUCUCGCUGCAAAGCGAGGCGCGAGCGCGAGCCUCGGCGCUUUCUCCGGUGCUCAUUUCUACUUUGAAGAAUUUAUUGUCCUUGGAUCGCACGCAGUUGAUACCGUACGCAAACGGAGCGCUGCAGAAUUUCCUACUCAACAACGUGAUCAACGAAGCCGCCAGGAACGAUAAUCUCGCGGAUUUUUUGAACUGGCUCUACGAACAAGUGAGAGCUGAGUUCAGAGAUCAAAUAUUGCGCACCCUGCGCAUUCAUUUGCGAGAGCACUACAACGAUUUGUCCGACGACGAAGACGAAGAUGACUUGUCCGAUGAGGACGACGCCAUAUCCGACAUUCUGGAAAAUGAGUUGGAGGAGAAUGAUCCAAUAAAACGCAUAAAGGACGAGCUGUGCGGCGAGCAACUGCUCGCGCUAUCGUAUUCCAAGGCGGAAGCAGAUUUCGAUAAGAAAAAAUUGCCAGCACGUCCACCGCUUCCGGCUCCAAAUUCGGAUACUUUACAAGAAACCUGCGAUGUGCAGCCAGCAACAGCAUCUGCAGCAGUCGACGAUGCCGCCGCUCGUGCGAUGCUUCUGAGUACGAGCAGUGAAACUACGCGCGAAAUUGAUUUCAAAACAGAAAACUCCAAGACGAAAGAGAAAAUUAGUACGAUACCGGCGGAUAAAAGCAGCGAUGAGAAAUCAUUUGCCGAUGAAAUCAAUGCCUUUCAAGCGAAACCAAGGAUCAUGCGAACUCCGCCGGGCUCGUUCAAGCGCAAGACAACUGCUGUUGUUGCUGCUACUGCUGAGGAGAAGGCGAAGCUUUCGGAAAUAACGUGAAUGAACUCGUUUGGUGUCUUAGUUUUCAAAGCUUUUUUGUCGAAAGCAUUAUGAUUUUUAUUUAACAAAAUGUAACAGUACAAAGUCUAUCAUCGAGAAGCAUUAUCUUAAAUUUACAUGAUUGAAAAAGUACAGUUAUAUGAUUGAGAAAUACAAUUAUGUAUUUGAACACAUUCAUUCGUGCUAUGACAGGUAAGGUAUGCCGCACGCCUUAAGUGUGCGGUUUGUAUAGGUAAUACUAUAUUUAACUCAAAAAAAUACAACAUGGUGUAACUCGCGCGUUUAUCUAAUUUUCAAAACUAUAAAAUGUAUAUCUUUAUAAAAUAAAGCUAAA
This is a messenger RNA of Trichogramma pretiosum, 3130 nucleotides long. Its product is annotated as lisH domain-containing protein ARMC9-like. The coding region runs from base 181 to 2796 and encodes 871 amino acids. Gene Ontology annotation, cellular component: ciliary tip; centriole; ciliary basal body. The record is from RefSeq and is a predicted model, not a curated record. The transcript has 16 exons. Gene Ontology annotation, biological process: cilium assembly. Lineage: Eukaryota; Metazoa; Arthropoda; Insecta; Hymenoptera; Trichogrammatidae.